Salvelinus sp. IW2-2015 is the source of this 1657-nucleotide messenger RNA. RefSeq names its product heterogeneous nuclear ribonucleoprotein C. The record is from RefSeq and is a predicted model, not a curated record. Gene Ontology annotation, cellular component: nucleus. Lineage: Eukaryota; Metazoa; Chordata; Actinopteri; Salmoniformes; Salmonidae. Gene Ontology annotation, molecular function: RNA binding.
CCCCUUUGUUGGGUGCUGCGCCAUUUCGUGCAGGGUUAAAAACAGCUUAUUUUAGCCGCAAGAAGACGAUCGUAGUACUAGCACUAGUGACCGAUUUAGCUGAAAUAUAAGCCAUUUAAAUCUUUAAGCUCCCGUAUAAAUCGUGGGGUGAAGUUCUGCAUUCUGAGGGUGCUGCUGGAGUUGUAGUUUAUGCUGAGAGCARCCAAGACACCUGCCCGCACACACUGGCCUUGCCCUCAGUGUCAAAGAACUGACAGACGACCGCCGUGCACACAGACGCUAUGGAUCGGUCCCCCACCACCAGCGCCCUGAUGGCCAGCAACGUGACCAACAAGACGGACCCUCGCUCGCUCAACUCCCGGGUCUUCAUCGGAAACCUCAACACGCUACUGGUCACCAAGACUGACGUGGAGGCCAUCUUCAGCAAGUAUGGCAAGAUUGUGGGCUGUUCUGUGCACAAGGGCUUUGCCUUCGUCCAGUUCGUCAACGAGAGAUGUGCCCGGGCCGCCGUAGGUGGUGAGGACGGACGCAUGAUCGUGGGACAGGUGCUGGACAUUAACUUGGCCGGAGAACCCAAACCCCACAGGUCAAAGACCACAAAGCGCUCUGCGGGAGACAUGUACAGGUCUGAUUCAAUCAGUCCCACAUUUGAUCUGGACUACGACUUCCAGAGAGAUUACUAUGACCGAGUGUACUCGUACCCGUCCCGCGUGCCCCCUCCUCCUCCACCCCUGUCCCGAGCAGUGAUCCCAUCCAAGCGCCCGCGGGUCAGCAUGACUGGAGGGGGUAGCCGCCGCACCAAGGCCAGUUUCUCCUCCAAGAGCAGCCAGAGAGCAUCCUCAAGAACAAUGAAAACAGAUGACCUGCAGACCYUCAAGAAGGAGCUGACGCUGAUUAAACACAAAGUAGACUACCUGCUGGAGAGCCUAGGCCGCAUGGAGAAGGACCACGGCAAGAAGUCAGAUGGGAAAGGUACCAAGCCUGAACCUGGAGUGGUGUCCUCACUGCAGCAUUCCAGCAACAAGAAGGAGGAGAGCAUCAAGAGGGAGAGGGAGAACCAGGAGCUCAACGACUCUGAGGAGGGGGACCUGCUAGAAGAGGAGGUAAAGAGUCAAGAAAGGGAUGAUGAUGACGAUGAAGAGGAGGAAGGAGAGCAUGUGGAUGGAGACGAUGGUGACAGUGUCAACGGAGAUGAGGACUCAUAGACAGACGGAUGCACACUUGUACAGACAAAUACAUCCACACAACUUCCAGUGGGACCUCCGACUCCUAUUUUAAUUCCCACACUAUGAAAUGUCACACUCACCUGCCCCCACUACCACAGGUAUAUUUUUUCUUGGUGCAAUUUCAGCCCCCUCCUAUCAUUGUUACACAUCUAGCAUUGUCCUGCAGUCAAUUACAUUGGAACUAGCUGUAGGUAGCGAGCAGUAAUAGGUGAUUUGCUGUGCUGCUGUUCCUUUUUUUUGACCAGCCGAGAGCAGAAAUGGCCAUUUAUUCUGACCUGAGCCACAAGUGAAAUCACAUUGGCAAUCAAGAGAUGACAGGUUUGAAGAAACUUGAUUUUUGGGCCCACCUGAGUAUGUAUCUUCCUUAUAUUCAUGUCAUUAUUUUUAUACUAAGUUGUACUGUAAUAAUAAAUUGCAAUUAAAUACUCUGA